Messenger RNA from Macrobrachium nipponense, 6118 nucleotides. It is a transcript of the gene Drep2, whose product is annotated as ras-interacting protein RIP3-like. The record is from RefSeq and is a predicted model, not a curated record. The transcript is spliced from 8 exons. Gene Ontology annotation, biological process: regulation of apoptotic process; apoptotic process. NCBI's taxonomy places the organism in Eukaryota, Metazoa, Arthropoda, Malacostraca, Decapoda, Palaemonidae. Bases 936 to 2693 code for a protein of 585 amino acids.
CGUGGGAGCGUCCAGAGAGGCCAAAUAGUCUUUGGGACUCUCUCUCUCUCUCUCUCUCUCGUCGUCGUCGUCGGCGGCAGAUCCCAGGCCCAGCUUUCUUCUGUGCACUCUUCUUCGCCGGAUGGAUGAGUGUGUGUGUGUGUGGUGUGUCGUUUUGGGGCUGGUCUUCUUCUUCUUCUACAUCCAUCCAUCCAUCCCUCAUCCAUUCAUUCGCUGGAGGAGGUGUCUGCUGCUGUCUGCUGCUGUCCGUCCGUGUGUGUGUAUGCGUGUGAGUGUGUUUGUCCGCGGCGGUCAUCCUCCAAGUGUUAGUUAGGAAUGGAGGAGAGUGAGAGAGUGAACAUCAUCACCAUAACCAUCUCGAAGGAGCAGCAGCAGCAGCAGUAGCAGCACAUCGAGGAGCCAGCAGGCUCCAGAGGGAGACGGACGACGGAGAGGGAGCCACAGACUGGGUGUGUAUGUGAUGUGAUGUGAAGUGAAGUGAUGUGAUGUGAUGGGAAGUGAUGUACUCUCGGUGCCACAGUGCAUAGCUGCCGAUAGGAAGGCCGUCGAGCAAGAGGCCAGUGCUCAAGAAAAGUGAUAAUAAACACGGUGCAUAAGAGAGAGAGAGAGAGAGAGAGAGAGAGAGAGAGAGAGAGAGAGAGAGAGAGAGAGAGAGAGAGAGAGAGUGAGAGAGAGAGAGAGAGAGAGAGGAAACGAGGGAGAAAGAGAGAGGCCGGUGACCUGGAAAAGUGGGAAAAAGAAAGUGUAGUGAAAAAGUGCUGAUAACGAAGAAGAAAAAACGAUACGGAAAUAAUGUGUGGAAAAAGAAGAAGAAGAAAUGCCCCUAGAUUUCAUUAGCUUGUUCUAGCUCCUCCUCCUCCUCCUCCACCUCCUCCUCCUCCUCCUCCUCCUCCUCCUCCUCCUCCUCCUCCUCCUCCUCCACCUACAACUGCGGGAUGGUGGGCAAGGGGAAACGCCCAUAUAAGGUAUGGGACAGCGGAAGGCAAAUUCGGAAAGGUCUCGUCGUCUCCUCAUUCAACGAAUUGAUAGAAAAAGGCCGCGAAAAAUUAGAACUUGGUGAGGUGCGCAUUAAAGUUGUGUUGGAAGCAGAUGGAACCCAGGUCGAAGACGCAGAGUACUUUUGCACCCUGCCGGAAAACACCGUCUUCCUCCUUCUACGACAAGGGGAGCACUGGUACCCUGCCGGCGUAGAGGUCCUAAGACAAGCCAUCACAGCCAUACCCAAGAUCGUAUGUGAGACCAUCUACUCGCUCGGCCUGCACGAUGAAGCGCCUGUGUGGAAGGUUAUGGAUAGUUACGGCAAGAUCACCGUCGUCUUGUCCUGGGAUCCCACCUCGCGAGGAGGCCAAUUUAACGCGUCUUCGUCCCCCCGGAAGCCGCCUUCCGCCACCGCUCGGGUCAUAGUAAGCGGCGUGGGCGAAAGUACCAUCCAGCGACACGAUUACUUAGUCACCCAGUCCUCCAUCGGGUCCACGCCCUCUCCCGCGCAAACCGCCCCCAUCGGCGGCAGCAAGUCACCCGUGCCGGCAGCGGGUGCUGCUGUCCACGGCACCAUCACGACCAUCCUGCGCGACGGGAAGAAGGAGACGCUUAUCAAUGACAUAGGGCCCGCCUCGUCCGCUCCACCUCCACCUUCCCACCAGGCCACUGUGAUAAACCACGACCCUGAGCAUAAAAGUUCCUACAUGGGUGGCAGCGGAGGUGUAGCUACCGCGGCGAUGGUGGGUCGCCUGUCAAGACAAGGGUCGUCAGUGGAGUCGUCGCAUUCAGCCACCGUGCACAUCCACACGCCCGAGUGCUGCCAGUACGGCCACCCGCACACCCCGCAGCCGAGGACGAGGGCCUCUCCCACCGGGGAUCAGGCCGAGUGCGACUUUCACUGCUGUUCAUUGCACGAAGAAGGCGGCCGCAUUCAGGCAAGUGGCCAACAUCACCAUCAUCAUCACCAUCUACAUCAACAGCCACAACAGCCACAGCAACCACAGCAGCAGCAGCAGCCACAGCAGCAGCAACAGCAGCAGCAGCAGCAGCAGCAACAGGUUCAUAAAGCGGUAGCUACAUCCCCAGUACAAGAGGGUGCUCCACCACCAUCCCAGCGGCCACCAAUCCAUCACACUCACCCAGCCAGCCAAAGCCCAGGCAGUAAAGCUCAGUCUCAGGCUCAGCCCGCAGGUGCUGGCACUGCUGCUGCAGCAGCAGCAGCAGCAGCUUCGGCAGCAGUUGCACCAAAGGGGAGCUCGCACGUUCGUUUUAUGCCUGACUACCGCUCAGUCAACUUGAAGGACAAAGCCCGUGCAGACCAAGAGAGUUCCGAGUCAGAGACUGAAAACACCACUAAUGAUGAGGAGGCUCACACGACAGAGAAGUUCCUCUUGCUCAUAGAUCAGCUCUCUGUCGAUACAAAGAAGCACCUGUCCAUCAAAGACAUUGGUGUUAUCUUAGAUCGUCUUUCUUCUAAAAUUAUUGAUGUUGAAAAGUUAGAUAGAGAAGCGGAGGAAGAAGACUGCUUUAACUGGACAAUCAAAGCAACAAUCCGUGGUGACAGCCUUCGGGAACUUGGUGUAGUUUACAAUGGACAUUAUUAUUCCAUUAGUGAACACCCAGGUUAUGGGCAAAAGAAGGAAGAGGAAGAAGAAGAAGAAGAAGAGGGAGUCAAUGCAGAUGAAAAGGAACCUGAAAAGGAACCAGUGUGACUGCGUCAAACUCCCAGUAUUUGUUGGGAAAAAACCUGGUUUAAUUUGGCAGGUGACAAAACGCAGGUUCACCCGUUACCCAAAACCAGUAAUCUUGGCUUGUGUUUGUGUGCGUGUUUUCCUUGAUUUCAACUUACUUUGACAGGAACGAAAAUGCCAAUGACAUUUUGAAUUACAAAGACUGAAAAGAGGGGACAAUCCAAGAGAAGGGUCGCGGUUCAAACUGUUUUUUUAGAAAGACCCCGUUCCCCUAGCGUCACCGCAGACCCCUUCUCUCCCCUCUCCCCAGACACAUACACAAGGCAAAGCACAGUAACAAAAAGCUCGCUUUGAGUCAGUGACCUACCAACAGCAACAAUGAAAACAGCCGCAGGGGACAUUCUUGUUCGAUGGCCUGUAGCAAAAGGCAUUUGCUGCUACGCCCACCUCAGCUUUGCAUACUCAAAGGAGGAUGGACAAGCCAUCUUUGCAGGGUGUUGUCCCGUUGUUUUAGCAGACAAUCGAUGAACUGACUCUUAGCAGCGCCAUAUUUUAGUAUCUCCUCAACCAACACCACAACCUGAAAUUGUUUCAUGAUUGGCAAAACCGUAGACAAGACAAAACCAAUGUCCUGUUCCAAGCUCCAAAGAUCAACAAAGACACGCCACAUUCACCACAACUAGUGCCAUCUACUGUAUGAGAGUUUCACUAGCGGUACCUAGUGGAUAAAGACUCAUUAGUGACCAAGUGCCCAGGCACUGGCUAGUGCCACAUGAUGUACAGAGGCUCACUAGUUUCACUGAUUGUGCCAGUGCAUACUAGUGCUCCAUAUGUACAGUGCCUCACUAGUGUUGCUUGAUGGGCAAUUGUUAAACCCCCAAUACCUAUCUAUUGUGUAAACCUAAAUAGUGUCACCUCAUGUGGUUAAGGACAGUUUGUCCCAUAAUUAUUUUCCAUGAAAAAAACUUAUUUAUAAUCCCAGAUUUGGAAUCCAUUGUAUCUGGGGAAUGAAUGAAUGAAAAUAAGUUAGUGAAGUCCCAGGUUUUGGGAUCUGACAAUGCAUGUGGCCGACAUGCGCCCCUUCCCCUCUCCACUUAGGGGAUCACAUGAACUCACCAAUGGAAAGGACAUUAGAAGUGAACUUUGUAGUUAGAAAGAUAUUCUAUAUUUUGAAGAAAAACAAAUGUUGGCGGCCAUUGCACAGACCUUUUUUGGCAUGUAGGAUGCAUAUUGUGGAAGACAUUGCCGCCGCGCCGAACCAUGCUCAAACUCAACAGGAGAUUAUAAAACGUCUCGUUAACAUUGCUCUUCUGUCUACUAGUUGUUCAGCCGAGAGGCCAUGCUGCCAAGUUUUUAGAUAAUGCCAGAAACCACUUUAUGUAUUAGUGCGAUGAUUAUGACGACAAAAAUAUCCAGAGCCCUGAAAGUGUUGUUGUUAUUGUUGGUGUUCUCUGCUUGCAGACCAGAGAUCGCGUGGGGUGUGUUAUCAAGCAUCCUCGUCAGCCACUCUGAAUGAACCUCUCCAGCGUCCACCUCCUCUUCUGUUGAUGCCACAAUACCUACCAUACCAUUUCAUAACUGACAAAGAUUUUAGCCAAAUGUUGAACUACUCGUGGAAGGAAAUGACGUUCAGAGUGGCUUGCGGAAGGGGAAAACCAUAUUUCCUUGUUUAUCCAUUUUCUAUUUAGAAGUGGAAGGACAAAUUUGCGGAUUUUGAUGGGGUUGAUAAUGCCCGAGCGCUGUGCCUUCCAAUGCCACCAGUUAAAUAAUUAGGUAUCCUUUUCGUGAGGGAAUGCGCUGGGUGGGUAUCCACGGGCAUAAUAUUCAGGUUAAGCGAACGGGGUACCGUGAGGGGCAGAAUGAGUUCAGAUCAUGAGAGUAUGCGCGCCUGUCUGUGUGUCAGUGUACGUGAGAGAGAGAGAGAGAGAGAGAGAGAGAGAGAGAGAGAGAGGUAAGUGCUCUCAUGAGAGAGAGAGAGAGAGAGAGAGAGAGAGAGAGAGAGAGCGCGAUAGUUUGAAAUUUCCGAAUAAAGUCGAAUUUUUAAUGGGAGAUGACUCUUGUCUCCCAUUUUUGGAUUAAUCAGAUGUUUAGUUAAGCUAAACACGUUUUAAACGUGAUCGUAAUUUGUCAUUUGUCGAAGGUGGAUGAAAAAUGGUACUCAAACAGUCAGUAUCUUACAGACUGAAGUAGUUGUGUGUGUGUGUGUGUGUGUGUGUGCGGGUGAGAGAGAGAGAGAGAGAGAGAGAGAGAGAGAAGAGGCACCCAUCUUCGUCUACCGUUUGCCGGUCGCUUAACCUCCCCCCCUCCCCACCCUAUUGUUUUUUGGUGCAUGCCAGGUGCAUUUUUGAAGACCGCCAAAGGAAGGUCGUGUCUGACAAACCUUUUGUCUCUGCCGUAUGUCGUCUGAAUUCCAUAAACAUUAGGCUGGUCCAUAAUUACGGUAUUUUAGCUUGGGGCUACACAGUCAGUUCUCUGUUAACCCGGUUUGAACCUUUUCUGUUGAUUCCAGUCUUGCACUUAUGCAAAUGAAAAAAUAAGAAUAAAAAUAUCAAAUCACUGCCUAUAUGAUUAUUAGUAUUUCUAUAAUAUCUACUUGAUUAUAGAACCUUAGAUUUUACUCUUUACUGUAAAUCAAUUUUGAUGCUGUAAUAUAACACUCAUUCAUCAUUGUUCCACUUCUUUAGAUCGAUAGAAAAUUCAAGUUUAGCCUUUUCGUCCCCUGGCUGCUGCAGGGCGAGAUCAGGUUCCAAAUAGGUAAGGUUAUGUUAGGUUGUGUUUGGAUAGGUUAGCUAUGGUUAGGUCGUAGGCCACAACAAACCAAUAAUUAUGAGAAGCUCUUUCAAAAUCCACUUGUUCAACAAAGCUCGUCAUGGACUGAACGGACGAAGGAGGACGAGGAGGAGGAGGAGGAGGACGAGGAGGAGGACGAGGAGGAGGAGGAGGAGGAGGAGGAGGAGGAGGAGAAGAAGAAGAAUUGGAGGGAUUUGAGAAGGAGGAGAUUGAGGAGACUUAAAGCCCGCUGUGACUGUUGUUAAGAGGGAACUGACUGCUUAUGAAUAAUUUGCGAAGCCAUAUUGCCAAAUGGAAGAGUGGCCAUUUAUUGUGAACCUUUCUGGGCUCUUAGUAAGUCUGAAAUGGAAGAUUUUUUAACAUUGUGUAAAAAAGAUAAACUUUUAACUAUCAUCUAGCGAUCUAUCACGUUUUAGCUAGUUAUUACGAAAUCUUGUAAAUGUGUAUAACCACACAUACAGUAUAUAAACUGCAAUAUAUGUAAAGUCAAUAUUUUCAUAUUUCUUAUCGAUUAAUGUAUACUUGUAUUGGAGAAGUCAUAGAUGCUCGUAAUAUAAAACAAUCCACAGACGGAGAAGAAGAAAAAGACGAAGAAAGUUUUUAGCCAUCGAAGACAUUUGGAUAAGAUAAAGUGAUUGCGUGUGUGCGAGUGAGUG